CCAUAUAUAAUAGAUGAUGGGGAGAAGACAGGCCGACACUCGAUAAACCCUAAUUUCUCUCCGGUUUCGUGAUUUUCUCGGCGGCGAUGGAACUACGGUCCCGGAAAAAGCCUACUGCAGUCACCGAUGAAGAUGCGAGGUCUGAGGAAGACAUUGAUUUUGACUUGAAUAAAGAACCCUAUGCAUCAUCUUCAUCAGAUUAUGAUCCGGUCAGCUCCGAUUACGAAGGUGAGGAAGAUGAGUUCCAUGGAGAGGAGGAUUUUCCAGAUCCUCCCCCUGCCCCUGCCCCUGCCCCUGCCCCUGCCCCUGUCCUUGUCCCUGUUGGAAAUGGCAAUGGGGGGAGGAGGAGCACAAAAAGGAAAAGAAAAAGCGAGAAAGCAGUGCUAUUGUGGGAGGUCUGGGAAGAAGAGAACGAGAGAUGGAUUGAUGAGCAUUUUACCGAGGAUGUUGAUUUGGACCAGCAAAAUGCGGUGAUUGCUGAAACUGCUGAGCCAUCUUCAGAUUUGAUUAUGCCUCUACUCAGGUACCAAAAGGAAUGGUUAGCUUGGGCAUUGAAACAGGAAAACUCAAUUGGAGGGGGCAUUCUUGCAGAUGAAAUGGGAAUGGGAAAGACCAUACAAGCCAUCUCUCUAGUUCUUGCCAGACGGGAGAUGGACAGAACAAAAUUUUGUGAGGCAAUGGGGUACACACUUGUACUUUGUCCUCUGGUUGCUGUGUCACAGUGGUUAAGCGAGAUUAAUCAGUUUACCACCCCUGGAAGCACAAAGGUACUUGUUUAUCAUGGCGUAAAUAGGGAGAAGAAUAUCAAAGAGUUUAGGAACUAUGACUUUGUUUUAACAACCUAUUCAACUGUUGAGAAUGAAUAUCGGAAGUUUAUGAUGCCACCCAAGGUGCAGUGUGAAUAUUGUGGCAAGUCCUUUUAUCCAAAGAAGCUUAAAAUCCAUCUGAGGUAUUUUUGUGGACCUAAUGCUGUCAAAACUGAGAAACAAUCUAAGCAAAAGAGGAAGAACUUUAAAGCCUCAUCGUCAAAGAAGAGUGAAGAGCCUGAUAAAAAUAAGGCUGAUGCGAGAGUGCAUGACAAGAGGAAGGGAAUUAGGAAGAAGAGCAAGCAAAGUGUGGAAGCCGAUCAGUUUGAUCCAUUGGCUAGAGACAAGUCUCCUUUGCACUCUAUUAAGUGGAAUCGGGUCAUUUUAGACGAGGCUCAUUAUAUAAAAGAAAGACGCAACAACACUGCAAAAGCUGUUUUUGCUUUGGAGGCUGCGCACAGAUGGGCUUUGAGUGGUACUCCUCUUCAAAAUCGCGUUGGAGAGCUUUACUCCCUGAUACGCUUCCUGCAAAUUCAUCCCUACUCUUAUUACUUUUGCAAGGACUGUGACUGCAGAGUGCUUGAUCAUGCUGCACUUACCAAGUGUCCCAACUGUUCCCAUAGCUCUGUGAGACACUUCUGUUGGUGGAACAAAUAUGUGGCUACACCAAUUACAUUGUAUGGAAAUGGAAUCGGUGGAAAAAGAGCCAUGAUAUUGCUCAAGCACAAAGUUCUGAAGAAUAUUCUCUUAAGACGUACUAAAAAGGGCCGGGCCGCUGAUCUCGCAUUUCCUCCCAGUAUUAUCUAUUUGAGGCGAGAUUCCCUGGAUAUAAAAGAGGCUGAUUAUUAUGAAUCACUAUACAAAGACAGCCAGGCAGAAUUUAACACAUAUGCUCAUGCCGGGACAUUAAUGAAUAACUAUGCGCAUAUAUUUGAUCUCCUUACCCGUUUGAGACAGGCUGUUGAUCAUCCCUACCUUGUAGUGUAUUCCAAUUCUGCUAUGAAAAAUUCUAACUUGCCGGAUAAUACAAAAAAUGAUCAAGAAUGUGGUCUCUGCCAUGACCCAGCUGAGGAUCAAGUUGUGACUUCUUGUGCACAUGUGUUCUGUAAAGCUUGCUUGAUUGAUUUUUCUGCGUCCCUGGGAAAAGUUACGUGCCCGACAUGUUCAAAAUUACUUACUGUGGAUUGGACUACUAAACCUGACGCUGGAGGUCAGGCAAGUAAGACAACUAUUAAGGGAUUCAGAGCCUCUAGCAUUUUGAAUCGUAUAAAGCUGGAUGAUUUCCAGACAAGCACAAAGAUAGAGGCUUUGAGGGAAGAAAUCAGACUCAUGGUCGAGAGAGAUGGGUCAGCAAAGGCGAUCGUAUUCAGCCAGUUCACAUCAUUCUUAGAUCUCAUAAAUUACUCCCUGGGGAAGUCGGGGGUGAGUUGCGUCCAACUGGUGGGAAGCAUGUCGAUGGCUUCGAGAGAUGCGGCUAUAAACAAGUUUAAAGAGGAUCCGGAUUGCAGGGUUUUCCUGAUGAGCUUGAAAGCUGGAGGGAUCGCUUUGAAUCUCACAGUAGCAUCUCAUGUGUUCAUGAUGGACCCAUGGUGGAAUCCAGCGGUGGAACAUCAAGCGCAGGAUAGGAUACACAGGAUUGGACAGUACAAACCUAUCAGGAUAGUGAGAUUUGUGAUAGAGAACACGGUGGAGGAAAGGAUUCUGAGGCUUCAAAAGAAGAAGGAACUCGUGUUUGAAGGGACGGUGGGAGGCUCCGAUGAGGCUAUAGGGAAGCUGACGGAGGAAGACAUGAGGUUUCUCUUCAGCACCUGAUCUUAGAUGAUGAGAACAAUCGACACCCUCAACUUUUGCUCUUCCGGCCCUCCCUCAAAGCCUCCUUUUCUUUUUGUCUGGAACCAAGCGUUUUUGUUUUGGACAUCCCCAUAUGUUAUAAAAAUAUACAUUUAUAUA
This is a messenger RNA of Tarenaya hassleriana, 2756 nucleotides long. RefSeq names its product DNA repair protein RAD16. The record is from RefSeq and is a predicted model, not a curated record. Gene Ontology annotation, molecular function: ATP-dependent chromatin remodeler activity; ATP binding; metal ion binding. Bases 87 to 2618 code for a protein of 843 amino acids. Lineage: Eukaryota; Viridiplantae; Streptophyta; Magnoliopsida; Brassicales; Cleomaceae. The transcript is spliced from 16 exons.